This is a messenger RNA of Arabidopsis thaliana (thale cress), 968 nucleotides long. RefSeq names its product actin-binding FH2 (formin-like) protein. Lineage: Eukaryota; Viridiplantae; Streptophyta; Magnoliopsida; Brassicales; Brassicaceae. The transcript has 2 exons. The record is from RefSeq and is marked reviewed. The coding region runs from base 645 to 968 and encodes 107 amino acids.
GAAACAUGAGUGAGGAGGUAAUGUAUUAUUCAUGGCUCGUUGCAUCCACGGAUAUGUUGGAAGAUGAAGAUUACAGAGUUUAUGUGGGCCGCAUAAUGAGUCAGUUAAAAGAAUAGUUUCCCGGUGCAUCAUUCAUGGUGUUUAAUUUCCGGGAUGGAGAUAGCAGAAGCCGGAUGGAGAGUGUAAUAACUGAGUAUGACAUGACCAUAUCCUCGCCAUUUUGAAGGUUGCCCUUUGCUUACAAUGGAAACAGUGCAUCACUUCCUAAAAUCAGCUGAAAGUUGGUUAUUGUUAAGUCAACAGAAUAUCUUAUUGUCGCACUGUGAGCUUGGUGGAUGGCCAACUUUAGCUUUUAUGCUUGCUUCGCUCUUGUUAUACCGCAAACAGUUUAGUGGAGAACAGAAAACACUAGAGAUGAUAUAUAAGCAGGCUCCUCGUGAGUUGUUACAGCUAAUGUCUCCACUAAUCUGCUGCCUUCACAGUUGAGGUUUCUUCAGUAUAUCUCGAGAAGGAAUGUUGGCUCACAAUGGCCACCGCUAGACCAGGCCCUUACAUUAGACUGUGUCAACCUUAGACUGAUUCCUGAUUUUGAUGGUGAGGAUGGUUGCCUACCCAUAUUCAGAAUAUAUGGUCAAGAUCCUUUUAUGGCUUCCGAUCGAACUUCAAAAGUUCUUUUCUCGAUGCCUAAAAGAAGCAAAGCUGUUCGGCAAUAUAAGAAGGCAGAUUGUGAGCUGGUAAAGAUUGACAUCAAUUGCCAUAUCCUCGGUGAUGUCGUGCUAGAGUGCAUUACCCUAGGUAGUGAUCUUGAGAGAGAAGAGAUGAUGUUUCGGGUUGUGUUCAAUACUGCAUUUCUUAGAUCAAACAUUCUAACACUUAACCGUGGUGAGAUUGAUGUACUGUUGAACACAACAGAUCGGUUUCCCAAGGAUUUCAGUGCAGAGGUGACUACUUAUCUUCUUUUUCUUUAA